This is a messenger RNA of Schistocerca cancellata (South American locust), 984 nucleotides long. RefSeq lists its product as uncharacterized. NCBI's taxonomy places the organism in Eukaryota, Metazoa, Arthropoda, Insecta, Orthoptera, Acrididae. The coding region runs from base 1 to 984 and encodes 327 amino acids. The transcript has 5 exons. The record is from RefSeq and is a predicted model, not a curated record.
AUGGACGGGUUACAUCUGCAGCCAGACAAUAAGAUGCAGAAGCUUUGCCCAGUACAAGUAUACAGUCUCCAACAACAACAACAACAACAACAACAACAACAACAACAACAACAGCAGCAGCAGCCAAGCAAGAGGAUCCAGAAGCCGAAGGAGGUGUGGGCGGGUCGCAGUGGCUGCCGUGGCGGCUCGCGUGUUGUGUUGCGGGCCACCAGUGGAGGAACUCGGACACGGACGGGUGUGCAGUACGAGGAGAGCCAGGAGGAAGGCGGCAUGGAGUCGGAAGGAGACGAGGGCCGAGAACAAGAGGAACUGGAGGUCGAGGACGGCGUGCAGAAGCGGGAGGAGGGGGGAGUAAGAGGUCGAGGAGGAGGAGGAGGAGGAGGAGGAGGAGGAGGAGGCGUCCACGACGACCACGUGCAGCCGCUCCAGCGCGCAGCCCGACUCUGGGUUCGAGCCGUCGCCUCGGCGGGAGCACGAGCAGCGGGGUACCACACGGAGCGGCGCGUCUUCCAGCAGCUGCUGGAGCUCCAGAGGCUCCAGAUCUGCGCGGGCCGCGCCAUCGAGCAGGUGCUCGUCAAGAGGCUCGUCGACGACUACUGCCGCGCCGGCCUCGUCGUCUGUCUCCAGGGCUUCCACGGACCCCUCAACUUCCGCGCCUUCGAGAAGUACCUCUACGGUAAGGAGGAGCAGCUGCCGAGCCUCGUCCGUGCGAAGCGCAGCGGUCUCACGCCACAGCCGAGAGAAGAAAGAGAGUUGCCGCACGGCUCAUAUAAUCCACACUACUGCAAGACGAGCUGCGCGCUGGAUUCGGCGGAGCGGCGGCUGGAGAAGCUGAGCGCCGAGCUCCACAACCUGCUGCCGGCGCUCUGCACGCACGGCGCCCACCGCUGCCGCCACGCCGCCCACGCCUACACCGGCGUGCCCUGCGCCGCCUCCAGUGAGUCCGUCCUCUCUCCGUCACAGCCGGCGACCAGUAGAGGGUGA